This is a messenger RNA of Cyprinodon tularosa, 2117 nucleotides long. It is a transcript of the gene alpi.1, whose product is annotated as alkaline phosphatase, intestinal, tandem duplicate 1. Bases 93 to 1706 code for a protein of 537 amino acids. Gene Ontology annotation, molecular function: alkaline phosphatase activity. Gene Ontology annotation, cellular component: plasma membrane. The record is from RefSeq and is a predicted model, not a curated record. NCBI's taxonomy places the organism in Eukaryota, Metazoa, Chordata, Actinopteri, Cyprinodontiformes, Cyprinodontidae. The transcript has 11 exons. Gene Ontology annotation, biological process: dephosphorylation.
CAGGUCUCAGCAGCCACACACAGUCUCCGCUUGUGCCUCUGCCUUUUUCGUCUUGUUGUUUCUGCUUCUUCAGUCUCCUGGUUGGAUUAGUGAUGCAGAUGACACCCUGCAGGACCAAGUAUUUUCAGCUUAUACUUUUGGGCCCCUUCUUGAUGGCUGUAGGCCUGGCCGCCAUGGACAGCCAAGCAUUGCAUCAACUUGAGAAGGACCCAUCUUACUGGGAUGCAAAAGCAAAGGAAACACUGGAUGCUGCACUUAAGCUUCGUCGUCGAGAACAUCGGGCUAAAAACAUGAUUCUCUUUCUUGGUGAUGGGAUGGGUGUGUCCACGGUGUCAGCAGCACGUAUUCUGCGAGGCCAGAAUGAGGGCGGGUCUGGAGAAGAAACAGUGCUGGCCAUGGAUACUUUCCCAUAUGUUGCCCUUUCUAAGACCUACAGUGUGGAUAAGCAGGUUGCAGACAGUGCCAGCACGGCCACAGCUUAUCACUGCGGGGUCAAGGCCAAUGCAAAGACAGUUGGACUCAGUGCUAAAGCAGUGGCCUAUGAAUGCAACACCACCUUUGGAAAUGAGGUCUACUCAGUGCUACGACGUGCUAAAGCCCAAGGUAAAUCAGUGGGUAUAGUGACCACCACACGUGUCCAGCAUGCCUCGCCAGCUGCAGCCUAUGCCCACUCUGUCUCCCGCAGUUGGUACAGCGACGCAGACCUGCCUUCCGAUGCUCAAGAACAUGGCUGUGUGGACAUUGCCACCCAACUGGUCACCAACUUUGAUAUUGAUGUUAUUUUAGGGGGAGGCAGGAUGUACAUGACACCAAAAGGCACUCCAGAUCCUGAGCAUCCCUCUUCCAAUUCUCGCAAGGGAAACCGCAAAGAUGGAAUAAACCUUAUUGAUGUGUGGCUUAAUGCUAAACCGAACAAAAAAUCACACUAUGUCUGGCAUAAAAAAGAGUUUGAUGAGAUAAAUGUAAGAACCACAGAUCGUCUUAUGGGUCUUUUUGAACCAAAAGACAUGAAGUUUGAAGUUUUCCGAAAUACCACACGAGACCCAUCCAUUGUGGAGAUGACAGAAAAAGCUAUUCAGAUCCUCAAGAAAAACCCAAAUGGAUACUUCCUCUUUGUGGAAGGAGGUAGAAUUGACCAUGGACAUCAUGAUGGUAUUGCUAAACUGGCUCUUACUGAAGCGGAGAUGUUUGAUCGAGCAAUUGAGCGUGCUGCUCAAAUUACCAGGGAAUCUGACACGCUGACUGUGGUAACUGCGGACCACUCUCAUGUCUUCACUUUCGGUGGUAACACACCCCGAGGCAACCCUAUUUUUGGUCUGGCGCCAAAGAAAGCUGAUGACGAAAUGCCUUUUACCAGCAUCCUUUAUGCCAAUGGCCCCGGUUAUGUGCAUGUAAACGGAACCAGAGGCAACAUCACAACGGUGGAUUACUUUGACGAGGAGUACAUGCAGCAGGCUGCAGUUCCGUUGGAUUCUGAGACACAUGGGGGAGAAGAUGUAGCCAUAUAUGCUAAAGGUCCAAUGUCUCACCUGUUUCAUGGAGUGAAAGAGCAGAACUAUAUAGCACAUGUUAUGGCUUACGCAGCCUGUUUGGAGCCAUACAAAAACUGCCCUCCUCACCAUCACAGCCAUUCCUCAGCUGUGUGUUCGCACAGACAUUUAGGCCUUUUGCUCAUCAUGCUUGUCCUUCUCUGUUUUUUAAGAUGACCUUCAUACAUACACACACAUGUUAGCAGACAUUUAACUUGCUAGGCUAUAUGUAUGCAGUAAAACAAAGACUAUGGACUAAGUGCUUCCAGGUAAAUAUGCAGACAUGUCUGCUAUGUGCGUGGGCAAGAAAUAGAUUGAUAAACAUCGGCAGUACUGUAAUAAUUACCAGAAAACUCCCUUAACCACAUCACAUUUAUCAACACACAGUUGUAUUUUACCUUGCAUUUGAAAUACAUGUUUGAGCACGUGACUGUUACCUCAUAUCAGCUGCAAAGCAAUAAAAAGGCAAAUACUGACAGCGUGUGCACAUGCAAAUAUGCAAAGAUUAGCUGGACUUUCAUUAAAAACUGUUUACCUUAGACAAACAAUUUAAGAGUCAGGUACUGAUCCAGCUUUCCAAUUGAACAA